AUUUACAGGUGUCAAUGUUCACAGAGAGACUGUCAAAACAAAGGAAAUAUGUACCUACGAUAAAAUACUUUCGCUAUCAAUGACAUGUAUUUGAAAAUGGCGCGGUAUGCUAACCUGCUUGUAAUUCAUACAACUUUCUGAACACUGGGAGGAAACUAAUAAUUAGAGAAUAAAAAAAGAAACACCAAAAUGAAGUUAUUCUACUUGUCAAACAUAAACAAUUUGUUUGAAUUUCAAAUGGCAAAAUUAUCGAAUAUAAUACGUGUAAUUUAAUAGAAGAUUAAACUUUUUUAUCUAUCGAAAUCUUAAUCAAAAUUUUUUCUACUACCUAAUGCGUGUAUCAUGCACGCCAUUAUUUAGAUUCGGCGAAUCAUUUAUAUAAUUUAAUUACUUUACUUUGUAAUGUAAAUUAUCGUUGCAUGCUAGUUAGGGCGUGGUAUGGCUUUUUCAGGAAUAAAGUUGGUACUUCAAUUGUCAAGACUCGCGUGAAAGCGAUAGGUAUUAAACAUCUGAAUUAUUUUAUCAUUAUUGCGUGAUCGCAGGCGUACGAUUCAGCCCGAAAAUUCACCGUAAAGGAAUUUUUAAAGUUGCGAGAUAAGGGAUUUAUGACUCAGCCAUUCAGUUGUGUCACAGUAGAUGUACGAGGCGUAUUUGACGAUUCCUUGAGACGAAAAAUUGUUCAUUUUUUAAUAUAAAAAAAUAUCUGGAACGACAUUCGAGAAGAGAAUUAUUUUCGACCACUUACCAGAAAAAUGUCGAAUGUGAGUAAUUUGGAACAACAAAUUGCUAGCUUGCAAAUCAAUCAUGGAGAUAACGUUAAGACUAUUAAGCCUGGUAAAAAAGUGGGACCAGCUGUCCCUCCAAAACCAAAAAUAUCACAGCCUCAGAUACCGCAAAGUUACACUAUAAAGGUUCCGUCUGUGCCAUCAUACAGUACAGUACUUAACAAUUCUGGAACAAAUGAGAAAUCUUCAAAUUUGUACAUGAAUUCUCCAUCGUCGUAUGUGCCAUUAAAUAUAGAAAAAAAUGAAUUUUCACUGUCAACAUCUACAAAUGGAAAAGACAUUCCUAAAAGUUAUCAAAAUAAUGAGAACUUUUAUACACACCAAAUAGACGAGAAGUUUGAACCAAAAUACGGAUACGAUGAAAAAAAUUACUAUUCAAAUAUUGGAAAUAUGCCUGCCCCUCAAGUACCGGUUGAAGAUCAUUCAAGAUCAACAAGAAACGUUGUAUAUAGUAAUAUAGAUUCUCCCAUUUCUAUGCCAGUUAAUAAAACUGGAGCCAAGACAGAAAAAGACAUAAUUUAUAGUAAUAUUCAGUGGAAUUCUAAACCAGAGAACACGUAUUGUAAUCUACCUGUUGCUCAUAAUAACGAUGACUUACCACCACCACCAGAACCCUCAGAAUAUGUACCUUGCGUACCGAGUAGCUCCUUCCCGCCACCACCAGAAGAGCUGCCACCUCCGCCAAGUCCUGUAUCAUCCAGCUAUAGUGAAUUAAGACGAGCCACUUACCAAACAGAUUUUCCAUCUGAUAAUUACCCGAAUGAUAUUUAUGGUCCAAGCUCACAAUCCAGUUCAACAUAUGAAUCCAUAUACGAACCAAUUAAUCCCAGACCGCCAUCGCAGCUGUCUUGUAAUUAUUCCAUGUACUCUGGUUAUGGAUCUGCUACGUCCACUCAGCCGCAAGGAAAAGUAUCUCCGGUUAAGGAAGUGGAUGUUUUGACCGAUUUAUUAGUUCAGGGGAUGGAGGAUAAUGCUGAAGACACCGAUAUUUAUGGUAUCUGUGCGCAAUGCGGACGCAAAGUUGAAGGGGAAGGUACCGGUUGCUCUGCGAUGGACAAGGUGUUUCACAUCGAAUGCUUUUGCUGUUGCGUCUGUAAAGUGAAUCUACAGGGUAAACCGUUUUAUUCAUUGGAAAGCAAACCGUCCAACUCCGAAGGCAAACCGUCUUACUCGUUGGAAAGCAAACCGUAUUGCGAGGAGGAUUAUCUGAAUACUUUAGAAAAAUGUUGCGUUUGUACGAGACCGAUACUCGACAGGAUACUAAGAGCCACUGGAAAACCUUAUCAUCCAUCCUGUUUCACGUGUGUAGUUUGCGGGCAAAGUUUAGAUGGUAUACCUUUUACGGUAGACGCCACCAAUCAAAUUCACUGUAUACAGUGUUUCCACAAGAAAUUUGCACCACGUUGUUGCGUUUGUAAAUUACCAAUUAUGCCAGAACCAGGGCAGGAUGAAACUGUACGUGUAGUGGCGCUGGAUCGCAGUUUUCAUAUUCAGUGUUACAAAUGCGAGGAUUGUGGGUUAGUUCUUUCUUCUGAUUCUGAAGGACGCGGAUGUUAUCCUCUGGAUGAUCACGUAUUGUGUAAAAGUUGUAACGCAACUCGCGUUCAAGCGCUAACAUCACACAUGACGACUGAACUAUAAAUCUUAUUAAAAGAAUGACUCGAGCCAUAUACUAUAUUGUUACGUUCGUAGCUGUCGUUUUACGAAUUUUUAACGUACAUGGACAAGUAUACUCUUAGAAAAGAUGUUAACACUUUAUACACAUUUUUUAAAGAAUUUUUUAGUCCAAGUUUUUUUCAUACUUGAAUACCCUUUUUUAAUUAUUUAAUACUACAAGAUAAACUACUCAAAAUAUUCGUAACAAUUCUACGGAAAUGUGUUAGAAAUACUUUGGAAAAAUAUAUGUUUAUACGAACAGUGACUCAGGAGAAUAAGCAAAUUUCAAAGUAAUUAUUUCCUACACACUGCCAUGAUUAUAGUUCCAAGAAUUUAUAUCUUUAUACUAUGAAUAAAUAAUUUUUAGACAAAUUUUCAAAUGCAGACACAGUUGUCAAGAUCAAAAAUUACUUUCCCAAAAUAAGUAUCCUCGUCAGCUAUGACGAUCGAUGUGAUUUUAGGAAAAGUAUUGCAUGUAUAAUGAAUUCCAAUAUCUAAUGUUAAGAUAUUAAUCUAUGUGCAAUUUAUAUCCUCGUUUUUAUUAAUCAAAAAUAUGUAAAGUGUAUACUCCAAUAUACUGAACCUGUUAUGUAUUUAGAUUUCCGCUUUACGGUAAAACAUGUGAUACGAUAGAAUGAAUACAGUGUAUUAGUGCAAAUACCUUAGAUUAUAUUAUCUAUUUAGAAGAUUAAAAGACUAAAUAGUGAAUAGGAUUUAAUUGUAAAAUGUAUUAUUGGAAUAAAUAUUGAAUUAAUAAAAUAUCCAAUAUAUUAAAGAAAAAAAAGGUGUAAUUUUUCAAUUUUACUACUUCUGUCGUUCUGAAAAAUGAAAAAAUAGACAAAACUAAACAAGAAAGGUAAAUUCACAAAUACAAUGUAUGUGUACUGGAGCAUUGUAUAUUUUAUAUCAUUUAUGAGAUUUUAUUAUUAUUAUAUAUUUGCAGGAGAGAUUCACACUUAUUUUAGUCUAUACCUUUUCUUUGCUAUGUUUUUUCCAUCUAUAUAAUGUUCUUUUUAAAUAUAUGCAUCCCUUAUACGUAAUAUAUAUUUUUUUUUUAUUAUCAUUGAGUACUUAGAUAGAUUUUUGUUGUACAACCUACAUGUCAUUUUAUGUAUAAUUUAUGUUUUUUUUUUUUUUUAAUACAUCAAUUUCUGUGUUUUAGGAGGCAUGCUUUGUAGAUUGUGGAAUGUGUUUUGUCGGAUCUUCCCAUGGAAGAAAUAAACUGAACGUGUUUAAAUAUGAUUUACAGUUACUGCACUACUUUCAACUACCAUAAGUAAUAGAUGUCUUUUUUUUUUUUUUAAACAUAAAACCAUUGAACGGUUCCUUACUCCGAUAGCGUUAAAAGUAAUAUUACUUUAGAAACAAAACAAAAUCAAUGAAUGCAAGUAACUGCUGGUAAUAACAAAAACUUAUCGUGCUUCCUUACCGUACAACAUUAUCCUAUGUAUGUAUACGAUAAUCCACAAUCGUAUAAAGCAUACCACUUACACUUGUGUAUAAUAUACAUCAAUUAUAUCUCUAUGUUGAACUACUCAUACCCUCUAAUAUCUAUCUUAGACUUUUAUAUUAUAAUAUACUUUUCAAAGUAUAUAUUAUAUCAUUUUAUAUCGUAUCAGCACCAUUCUACGUUGAAUUUAGUACAUUGGAUUAUAAUUAAAUGAUUCGCUCCGUAUCAUAGGUUUCAUCUAUUUAGACCGGUACCAAACUGAACAUAGAAUCGUACUUUUCAUCGUUAUUACCUCUCUCUUAUUAGAUGUAUUAUAAUGUGUAGGUAUGUAUGCAUUGGUAAUGUAUACGUGUAUGACAUAUGCGUGUGUAGCGUGCGAGAAACAUUAUCGAUGCACCUAACACACGUAUGCUUACACAGGUAAAACUGUCUUCCUCUUUUCUUUAAACUUGCACUCAAUAGUCACAGCCACCAAUCCAAGUUCACGCUCACGCACACCCAAAUACACACCCAUAUCGCACUCGCAUUUCAUAUAUACCAUUAGGUAUACAUUUUUUUUUUUGUUUCUUUCCGUUCGUUAAUAUUUAUAAUAUAUAUAUAUAUAUAUAUGUAUGUAUAUAUUUAUAUGUAUUUAUAUAUGUAUAUUGCUGGAGAUAACCUCUUGUGUAUUAUACAUAGAAAUAGGUGCCGAAACGAGCUGCUCUGGGUUUGUUUUUUGUUUUUUUUUUUUUAAUUUUCGAUUACACGUUAAUAUCGUUCUCUGUACGACCACAAUACGAGAAAAAAAAAAUUGGGGGGCUCAUGCGACUCGAAUGCCGUAAUAGGAUGAUUUUUCAUUGCAUUUUUUUUUUUUUUCGUUUCUCUGGGUGUACCAUCGAAAAAUCUUCCUUAAAUUUCCAUUCCCGAAUUCCUUUUUUUUUUCUUUUAUUUUCCUAACAGCAUGCUUUCACACUUUCAAAUUCGCUGGGUGCUGGUGGG
Molecule: messenger RNA, 4869 nt
Organism: Osmia bicornis bicornis
Lineage: Eukaryota; Metazoa; Arthropoda; Insecta; Hymenoptera; Megachilidae
Gene: Zyx
Product: thyroid receptor-interacting protein 6
Exons: 7
Coding region: 753-2426 (557 amino acids)
Biological process (GO): cell-cell adhesion
Cellular component (GO): focal adhesion; stress fiber
Source: RefSeq, a predicted model, not a curated record